Messenger RNA from Aplosporella prunicola CBS 121167, 3822 nucleotides. RefSeq lists its product as uncharacterized. The transcript is spliced from 2 exons. The record is from RefSeq and is a predicted model, not a curated record. Lineage: Eukaryota; Fungi; Ascomycota; Dothideomycetes; Botryosphaeriales; Aplosporellaceae. Bases 1 to 3822 code for a protein of 1273 amino acids.
AUGUCGACUACGCCUUCCAGCGCCCCGCGCCGUUCCUCGUCGUCACAGCCCUCGGCCACCUCGUCCGCCACCAUCCAUUCGGGCUAUUCCAGCAUACCCCACCUCGACCAUGGCGACCCCGGCUCCAGCAAGAGGCGCCGCGUCUCUGUGCAAACCGACGGCACCCUCUCUGCCCACGGCGCCGCGCGAUCGUCAGGGCUCCUGGGCGCCGACCUGGCCGCCGAGCGCGACAACGACGGAAGGAAACACAGGCUGAGGAGAUCCGGCGGCUUUUUGUUGGGCUCGGCUUUGCCCAGGGAUGCGGGGCGGCGACAUUCGACCCAAAGCGACGACAAAGGCCGCCUUUCCAUCUUCAGCCGGCGCCGCAAGAGUAAGAGCCCUGGCGUUCACGAUACUUCGCGCAGGCCUCACAGCGGAGCUUCGUCAGAAAGGAGCUAUCCUUCGACGAGUGGCGACGGCGAUGCGCCACUUGCAGGAAACACUUGGGCAUCCCCGCCCCGCAGCCAAAGGAGCAUGGAGCGCUCUCCGAGACAACCUCAAGGAUUCGCAGGGCUGGGGAUAGAUGUGGGCUCUUCCGAAGCUGGCGACGGACAUUUGGAGCCCGAGGAGCCUCAGGUCAUGCCAGGCAUCGAUCCUACGCAGAUUGUUCACAUGGCUCUGAACCUUAGCGAGAGCAGGAGACGGCAUCUUAAUUACGGUCAGCUUGUCGCACCUUCUGUGCCAGGCAGUAGAAGGGCAACUUCCGCCGGCAUGCCACUCAGCGGUACUCCGAUGCAUGGAAGCUUCCACGAGUCUGGUUUUGGAGGAAGCUUAAAACAGCACCUGCAACAGCAACGCCAGGUCUCAUUCAACUUGUCGCCAAGAGCUAGCAUGCAGAGCCCCGCGUCGCGGCAUGUCUCACUUUCAAGUCCUAGCGGGCGCGUGGAUUCUGCCCUUGGCCCCCAACACAGCUAUCAGUUCUCAGCCGCUACUUUGGCUAGAGCUGACAAAGCUCGUGCGUACAUUGACUUGUCAAUGGAAUAUCUCCGAUUGUUAUCAUACCUUCAACCUCUCAAGCCAAACCCCGAAGCACCAGGUAACUACACAUACACCACAACCAAUGUUCCAGGAACACCGAUCGUUGACAUUAAACGCACUAUUACGAAUCCAGGUCUAGAAUGCCCGCUUGGAAGGAGUUAUAAUCCUCUUCAGUUUAUCCGAAAUCGAAAAUUGAGAGCACGGGAAAGGAGGCAACUAGAUCCCGACGUCCGCGACUUUGAAGAUGUUGACAGGGUCAAGGACUGGAUCGAUGAUGUUGCGGAAGCUUCGGAAGAUAGGACGUUUCGGCGGGAAGACAAUGUGCUUUUGCCUCCGUUUGACGACGGCAUUGAGCAACAGGAUACCGAACACCAGCCAGGCCAGAAUCCCAAGCAGAGUCUCCUGCUUGGCAAAACAAAACGGCCACGAAUGGAUUGGUUUGUUCUGCCUACCGAGUUACUUGCUGAUGCUGUAUGGCUUGAGCAAAACUCCCACAAGGGCUUGAUAGAAGACAGGCACGGAAAUAGGAUCUUCCCCAGUCGGUCCCGCAGUGUGGGACAGCCUCGGGUAAGUCGAGAUUUGCAGAGAAGAAGUCUGGACCACCGGAGACGACUUAGCACUGCCGGGUCUGAUGCCGCGCACUCUGAAGCGCACACUGCCGACUCUAGUGAAGCUGGAAGCCAUCGCGGCAGGAGGAAGCUUGGCCUAUUCCAUAGCCAUCGUGAUGACAGCACGGACCGCAGGAAGCAUGGCUGGAGAUCCAGAGGCCGUUCGACUAGCUCGUCUGAUCUGUCAUCCUCUGACGAUGACAUGAGCACUCGGAAGAAGAAACGUGAUAGGAGGCUGACUGAUCACGAGGAGAACACUGGGCCUCUGGAACGGCAUAUGAAAGAAAUGCUCAACAAUGAGGCUUUUGCUGAGGAGAACCAGCUAUCCCCUAUUUUGAGCUCGCCGGACAAGUGGGGGGCGGACCAAGCCCGCAGGAUCCCUGGACGGCGCAUCAGGAGCGGCACUGAGCAGAGCGAUCGCGAUGGUGAUAGUGACAGAGGGCAGGCAAGGCGGAGUAGACGUGUCAGUAAGCUCUCUGAGAAGUCUCUUGCCUUGCCUAGAACGUCGAUGGAUGGCCUUGAUUCAUCGGCGCCGAACACGCCACUUUCAAACACGUUUAGCUUUGCAGCAUCGUCGCCUCCAAGCCGUCAUGCGUCACCGGAACGGAAAAGCAGGAGGUCGAAAUUCCCGUUCUUUAGGUCUGAUGACAGCCACAAGGGACACAAAGUCGACACCACGGAUUUUGCGCAUGACCAGGGCAGCAGCCUCAGCCUGCGGCACGUCACUAGCGAACCUUCGGAGCCUGGCCGAAUCAGCCUUGACCAAACUCGGCCUGCUAACUUAUUGCGCUCACGCAAGACUAAUGAGAGCUUGAGCAGCCUUGCUUCCAUUCAAGAAGGGAAGGAAGACUUGUCCAGCAGAGAGCGCAAGCAGAAGAAGGAGCCCAAGGAACCGGGAUCCGCCGUGUCGAGGUUCUUCAAGGAUGUUCGCAAGGAAGGCUCUAAGGUGGGAGAACUGAUCUUCAAGAAAGACCGCCUGCCUGAGGAGGCAGAUGAGAAGGCGUCGUCGGAAGAAACCGAUACCUCAUCAAGCUCUAGUAGCAACGAGGACAUGAUGAAGAGCAUCAUUAAAAGCAGGCCGAAGCCGAUACAGCGGACGACAGCCGACAGCAUGGUAUCCGAGGGUUCGGACGGAGGACGCAAGCCCAAGUAUCACGUGGAUCUUCCGUCGUUCAAAUCCACCAUCGCGCAAGAUCAAGAGCAAGACUCGGACACUGCCAUCUCAGGGCGCGAGGAGGGCAGGCGAGGCCGUCGCUCAGCCCGCUUUGACCGGCUGGCACCGCCCCGCCUGGAUCUCAGCACCGUCAGCCCGUCGUCCUCCGAAACACCUGGAUCAGGACGAUCGCGGUCGCCGUCGGCCAUCCGAGCACGCAUGAACAAGCUCCUCGAGGUGCCCGGCGGCGUGGGCCGCGCCGGCCUCCCCGUCAGCGCGCUCACGCGCAUCUCGCCCGCAGACAAAGACUCGCCGGUGCGGGGGCGACGCAGCGGCGACACGAGCCGCACGCCCAGCCGGCCGUCACUGAGCCGGCACCGGCAGUGGAGCAUCUCGGACCAAGGCAUUCGGCGGCCGUCGGCGCCCAACGUGACCAUCACCGUCACGCCGGCGGACAUAGCACGAGUGCGCGCGCUGCUCUACUGCUCCGGGAUCAAAGCGCGGGAGAUAUCGCGACGGGCCCACGAGACGCGCGACGCGCCGCCGGUGUUCCUGGCCAGCGCGGCCGAGAUUACCGGCGCGCAUCUGGUCGAGGUGCCGCGCAAGGAGGAGCACGUGCUGGCGGCGCGGAUCCUGUCGUCGGAGCUGGAAAACACAAACCAAGAGCUGGUGGCGGGGGCGGAGCGGUUCCGGCACGAGGCGGUGCGGGCGCUGCAUGCGCGCUGCGAGGAGGUGCGCAUCCGGGUUGGCGAGCGGCUGACGCCGCGGGUGCAUGCGUGCGCGGACGAGGCGGACGCCUUCACCCGCGAACUGACGAGCGGGGCGACGUUGGCGGUGAAGGCCGUCGUCGACCGCGUCGAGAUGAUGAGUCGCGCGCGGAGGAGGCGCAUGUGGUGGCUGAGGCGCAUGGGCUGGAUGGUGCUGGAGUGGAUGGUGCUGGCGCUCAUGUGGUGGGUGUGGCUGGUGGUGGUAGUGGUGAGGCUGGUGCUGGGGGCGGGGCGCGGCGCGUGGAGGGGCGUGAAGUGGUUUUUGUGGCUGGAGUAG